Maniola jurtina (meadow brown) is the source of this 2384-nucleotide messenger RNA. Its product is annotated as mitochondrial potassium channel ATP-binding subunit. Gene Ontology annotation, cellular component: membrane. Gene Ontology annotation, molecular function: ABC-type oligopeptide transporter activity; ATP hydrolysis activity; ATP binding. The coding region runs from base 121 to 2211 and encodes 696 amino acids. The record is from RefSeq and is a predicted model, not a curated record. Gene Ontology annotation, biological process: transmembrane transport. NCBI's taxonomy places the organism in Eukaryota, Metazoa, Arthropoda, Insecta, Lepidoptera, Nymphalidae. The transcript is spliced from 14 exons.
ACUGACAGUUAGGUGAAUAACGUAAUCUAAUUAAUUUUCAGCGUAAAACUUUCGUGUUAUCAAUAAAACCAUGAAAAUUACUAUAUCUAUUCACCAUUCGUAAUAACUACAACCACAAAAAUGUGGCAUUUACUACACGCAAGUUCUUGUAACAUUAUACGACAAAGGUUACUUACGUUUAAAAGUAGUGGUUACUAUGUAAAUUUGGUGAAAAACAAGCCGUCUCAAGCAGUGAAACAGUAUGUAUUAAAUGUGAAAAAUUCCGCUGAAAAAGAUGUUUCAAAAGGAUUAUUAUUACUCUGUAGCCCAUGGAAGCUGUGCUCAGGCAUCAGUUUAGGGUUAGCUGCUCGUUUGUUAUAUAAUAAUUCGGUAUAUUGUAAAGCCCUGCCCUCUAGGGUUAUACAGCGUAGACCAAACAUAAAUGAGGAUAGUGCAAAGUUUGAUUGGAAGCGGUUUUGGGAGUAUCUCCUACCGCAUAAAUGGCUUUUGGCUGCUGCAGUUGCUUCAGCCCUAGCAGUGGCAUUCCUGAAUGUCUACAUUCCAGCGAUGUUGGGUGUCAUAGUGAAUAUUCUAGCUGGUAUGAGGAACAAUCCCAAUGCCGAUUUUAUUGAAGAGAUAAAGUUGCCUGCUCUCAAGAUGAUUUCACUGUACAUAGGACAGGCAAUCUUCACAUUCUUCUACAUCCAUCUGCUAGCCCAAGUGGGGGAACGAGUUGCAGCACAAAUGAAGCAGGACCUGUUUGUGUCAAUACUGCAACAGGAUAUGGCGUUCUUUGACCAGGAGAGAACUGGGGAACUUGUAAAUAGGAUAACUGUUGAUGUACAAGACUUUAAAAGUUCUUUCAAGCAAACUAUAUCAGGUGGUUUACGAGCAAUUACACAGGUAGUGGGUUCAGCAGUGAGUCUGUUGGUCAUAUCACCACAUCUAACCAGCUUGACACUUGUAUGUGUACCGUCCGUGGUUAUUGGAGGAACGUUCAUCGGCUCGCUGUUGAGGAAGCUUUCCAGGGAAGCGCAGGCUCAGAUAGAAAAAGCCACGCUAGUCGCUGAAGAAGCGAUAGCAAACGUUAGAACGGUGCGGGCGUUCGCGGGUGAAGAGAACGAAGCUAGAAUGUUUGCUGAAGAAUGUAAUGCCGCUGCGGAUCUUAGUAUGGAGCUUGGGUUAGGAGUUGGGAUGUUCCAAGCAGGAACAAAUUUGUUUUUGAAUGGUAUGGUGCUAGCGACAAUGUUCCUUGGUGGUCACCUGAUGUCAACGGGUCAAAUGACAGCCGGUGACGUCAUGGCGUUUCUCGUAAACGCACAGACGGUUCAGCGAUCGGUCGCGCAACUGUCGCUGUUGUUCGGCUCUGUUGUUAAAGGAAUUAGUGCUGGAGGACGAGUUUUUGAGUACAUCAACAAAGAACCAAAGAUGGACACUUCUGGCACUAGAAUAAUCAAAUACCACGAGUUCCAUGGAGACAUAGAAUUCAAGGACGUCACCUUCGCGUACCCGACGCGGCCUGAAGCGAUAGUGCUAAAGAAUUUCAACUUGAAGAUCCCAGCGGGCAAAACUGUUGCCAUUGUUGGAACGUCUGGCAACGGAAAGUCCACGAUUGCUGCUUUAUUAGAAAGAUUCUACGAUGUAAACGGUGGGUCAGUGACGAUAGACGGUAUAGAUUUGCGUGAGUUUGAUUGCCGUUGGUUAAGGGGCCGGGCGUUGGGCCUUAUCAGUCAAGAGCCGGUGUUAUUCGCUACUAAUGUCAAAGAAAAUAUACGAUACGGCCGACCGGAGGCCAGCGAUGCUGAGGUAUACCAAGCAGCUAAAACAGCAAAUGCAGAUGAUUUCAUUCGGGGUUUCCCCGAAGGCUACAAUACGAUGGUCGGAGAAAGGGGCAUGUCUCUGAGCGGCGGACAGAAACAACGCAUCGCCAUCGCUCGAGCUGUGUUGAAGAACCCUCCCGUUAUGAUACUGGAUGAAGCCACAAGUGCCUUAGACUCAGCCAGCGAGAAAGUAGUCCAAACAGCAUUGGAAACGGCGUCAAAAGGCCGCACGGUGCUGGUCAUAGCGCACCGAUUGUCUACCGUCAUGAACGCGGACCUCAUAGUCGUCCUGAGCAAGGGGAAGAUUGUCGAGAUGGGUACACACGAUCAGCUGAAAAAACUAAAGGGUCAUUACUGGAACCUCAUAAAGCAACAGGACCAAGACGCCGAGGACUCCUCUAGGUCGUUAUGAAGAUAGUUGUGUGUGCUAGCCAAAGUUAUUAGUUCAAUUCCUUAAGUGCAAUUAGAUACAUAUUUAAGGCCGAUUCACACCAAUUGCGUAUGCAGCACGUACACGUGACACGUGUGUAGUGACGCGCGUAAACCGGUAGACGUAACUGCACGCAUUACGUCUACGAGAACGUU